CGGCUGCUGCUCUGUGUGAUCUGCCUCCUGCCCCCCGGGGCUCAGGCCGGAGGCAUCGUCGGGGGCCGGGAAGCCCGGCCCCACUCGAGACCCUACAUGGCCUUGGUGAACCUAGUGAAAGAAAGAAAAGCACAUGGCAUCUGCGGAGGGUUCCUGAUUCAGGAGGACGUGGUGCUGACGGCCGCCCAUUGUAACUGCGACGUGGGCAACCUCACCGUGCUGCUGGGGGCCCACAACGUUUCCAGGAAGGAACAGGGGACGCAGGAGAUCGGGGUGAGGCGUCGAAUCCCCCACCCCAAAUUCAUUGAUGCCACGCUGGAAAAUGACCUCAUGCUGCUGCAGCUCCAGAGACAGGCCGAGCUGACCACGGCCGUGGGCACCAUCGCCCUGUCUGGGAAUAAGGUGAAGCGUGGAGCCGUGUGCAGCGUGGCCGGCUGGGGCCAGACGAAUUUCAAGAUAAACGGCUCCACCUCCCCAACGCUGCAGGAAGUGGACCUGACGGUCAUGAACAGGAACAUGUGCCUGUCUUGUAACUAUCUGCCCUUCGUGCCAUCCAGGAUGCUGUGCGUGGGGGAUCCCGAGGGGAGGAAAACCCCUUUCUUGGGUGACUCCGGGGGCCCCCUGGUGUGUGACGGGAAGGCCCAGGGCAUCGUCUCCUAUGGCAGCGCUAAUGGGUCAACUCCCAGUGUGUUCACCAAGCUCUCCAAAUAUCUCUGCUGGAUCCAGAAAACCCAGCACCAUCUGGCACCUUAG
Molecule: messenger RNA, 753 nt
Organism: Pelodiscus sinensis (Chinese soft-shelled turtle)
Lineage: Eukaryota; Metazoa; Chordata; Testudines; Trionychidae
Source: RefSeq, a predicted model, not a curated record